AUGGCCGCCGUCCAUGCUCAACCCACGAGUGCACACGAUGCCAACGACCAGGCGCUGUGGCCUCAGGCCCCGGUGCAGCUCCAACGAGGGCGGCAGCCAAAGGACUCGCAGGCCAAGAUCGUGUCCUUUGGCCCUGUGCGCUCGCUCGACCAAUUCGAGACGUCGUUGCGCGAAUACCUGAGGAGUCCCCCCAAGGAGCCUGAGCACACCGAGGCCCAAUUCGCCUUCGAUAUCGACACGUCUUUCGCAGUCCCGCUGGCGACUAAGCAGACGCCGUCCCAGCAGCCUCAGCAGGCAACUCAGCCGCCGCCGCCGCUGCAACAACAACACCCACCACCCCACCUCGCCCAUCAAUACAACCAUGCACCACCCGGCUACCAGUCUGCGCAUUUCCCUGCGCAGUACCACUCUCUCGCGGACCCCACUGCCGCGCUGGGGCACAGCUAUGCCGAGUCUAUUGAGCCCAACAAUGGCGCGUCCAAGACGGCGGAGCAGAAAGUCGCAUUGAGCGUCAGAGAGGCGCUGCAGCCGACGCCGGAGGACUCCAAGGUGAGGAUGCGCAAGCAGAGGGCGGUUGCCAAGUGCUGCGUGGACAUGAUACAGAGGAUCGACGGAUACCGCUACAGCUUCCACAACUGCUGGAUCAGCCGGGAGGACGACAGCUACCGCUUCUCCUACUACUGCAACGACUCGCUGCUCAACAAGGACCGCGCUGCCAACGGCAAGGGCACCAAGCAGGGAAAGCGCGCCACGAAGCCCGUUUACGACUGCAAAGGCGUCCUGUCCAUCAAGUUCUCGGCCACCAAACAGACGCUCGACGUCUUCUACAAGCAUGUGCCCAUACACAAGACAUACGAAGAGCGCGCCCCGCCGCCACGAAAAGACUCGAAGCGCCGCAAGUAUCUUGAGGAGAACGAUCCAGAGGCGCUGGCCAGGCUCGCAAGCCGCUCGAGGCAGCUGAGCAGCGAAGACCCGGACACACCCAGGGUGCUGAAGAAGAAGCGGUCCGACCCUCCACCAGAGCCCCCGAGGCCCUUCAACACAAUCGAGAGCGAUUUGAGGCAGCAGAGUCUGCGUUCGUUGUUGGAGCUGAUCCAGCCACCUGCAGAGUCACAGCACACAAUCAUAGAAACUCCACCACCUCCUCCGCCGCCUCCGCCUCCGCCCCAGCGUCCCCCUCCGCAAAGACCCCACCCCGGACCACGCCCUACACUACACGUUGAAACGCAGGCCAUAGCAGCACCACAGCGGAAACGUCCAAGGAAUAGUUGCGACGUCUGCAAGGCAAAGAAGACCAAGUGCGAUGGCAUAAGACCUGCCUGUUCGACCUGUAACGACAAGAAACGGGUGUGCUUCUACUCGGAGCCAGCCAACGGCGAGGACCAGCGCCCACCCACCAAUACCCCCGAACCCGCACGUCAAUCUGCGAACAAUGCCAUGUCCGAGCUCGAGAUGCUGAAGAAACAGCUUGAGGAAGCAAAGGCCAAGAUACGAGAGUUUGAGUCGGAGAAGCGAGCGUCGACUACUCCUGUUCAGACGCCGCAGAUGGGACCGCGGCCUCGAUCGCAGCAAUCCAAAGCCCAGCAGCAGCCGCCGUCGCAACCGCAUUCGCAGCCCGCACCACAACCACAACAAGUACAUAUGCAGCAGCAGCCACAGCAAAUGCAUGUCCCACCACAGUCCCGCCAUCGGCCACAUGUCGCUCAAGCGCAGGCCCUACCUCAUGCUUCUCAGCAGCUGCAGCGUCAACAGUCGAUACCAAACCACCGCCAACAACUGCAGCAACUCAAUCAGGGCCUUCCGCAUGGCAUAAGAAGCCCGCAGCAGCAACUAGCCUACAAAAUGGGUAGUCAAUCACCUCAACAACGCCUACCGAACGCGCCGCAACAACCUCAGCAGACACAGCCUCAGCAGAUUGGGCCCCCGCAACAAUCUCUCACGCCGCAACAACAGUUCCAAGCAGCAGCCGCGCAGCAAAUGCAGACUACGCAGCUCCAGACACACCCAAACUACUUCACCGCCAAUCACUCCAACCACUCUCCGUACGGAACCCUCCACCGAACCAUGCCACAGAAUACGCUGCCAGUCAACACUAUGGCCACUCAGCCCAUGGUGGCGCAGAAUAGUAUAGCGGGACAGACGAACGCACACAUACCGCAGACGCAGCCUCAACAGCCCCCCGCACCCGCCAUCGAUACGAGCAAUGGAUUUGGGCGCGGCGACUUUGCAUGGGCGCCGAAUGGAUACUAUGGGUACCAGAACGCGGCACCGCAGCAGCAGCAGCAACAAAACCAACAGCAGAACCAACAACAGCAGCAGCAAGACCAAUGGGCCGCGGCAAGAGGGCCAGGUGUUUACAGAUAA
Messenger RNA from Alternaria infectoria, 2364 nucleotides. RefSeq lists its product as uncharacterized. The record is from RefSeq and is a predicted model, not a curated record. Bases 1 to 2364 code for a protein of 787 amino acids. Gene Ontology annotation, cellular component: actin filament; cytoplasm. NCBI's taxonomy places the organism in Eukaryota, Fungi, Ascomycota, Dothideomycetes, Pleosporales, Pleosporaceae. Gene Ontology annotation, biological process: regulation of DNA-templated transcription; actin filament polymerization. The transcript is spliced from 2 exons. Gene Ontology annotation, molecular function: microtubule binding; actin binding; DNA-binding transcription factor activity, RNA polymerase II-specific.